CACUUUCGCUUAGCUUUCUGCGUCAGUUGAAAUAGUGGUCCGUGUGUGCGCUAGUUAGUAACGGAAAUAAUAUAAGAGUUUGUUAUAUGUACGAGGACAGGCAUGACACGGCUGAAGAUACUUUGUAUCAUCGGGGCGCUGCUCGUAGUACAAGGCGCCGCCAUCAUCAGAGUUCCCCUUCAUAAAACGAGAAGCCUACGGCGCCUGAUGAGCGACAAUGGGCUGUCUCUGGAGGAGCUUCGGGCUUUGGCGAAGAGCACUGGAGCACCUGACAGCUCUCCCUCCCCCAACCUGCCUGUGGAGAGGCUGACCAACUUCAUGGAUGCCCAGUACUACGGGGUGAUCAGCAUCGGCACCCCUCCACAGGACUUCACUGUGCUUUUUGACACCGGCUCCUCCAACCUCUGGGUCCCCUCCAUUCACUGCUCUUUCCUCGAUGUGGCCUGCUGGUUUCAUCAUCGCUACAACUCGAAGAAGUCAAGCACAUACGUCGAGAACGGCACACAGUUUUCCAUCCAUUACGGCAGAGGCAGCUUGUCUGGCUUCAUCAGCGGCGACACGGUCUCUGUUGGAGGUUUGCCUGUUCCUGGCCAACAGUUUGGUGAAGCAGUGAAGCAGCCCGGCAUCACAUUUGCAGUGGCACGGUUCGAUGGGGUCCUGGGCAUGGCCUACCCAUCCAUAUCUGUAGCUCAUGUCACCCCAGUGUUUGACACGGCCAUGGCUGCCAAGCUGCUGCCCCAGAACAUUUUCUCUUUCUACAUAAGCAGAGACCAAAAAGCAGCGGUAGGAGGAGAGCUGAUUCUGGGUGGGACAGACCCGCAGUACUACACCGGAGACGUGCACUACGUCAACGUCACACGAAAGGCCUACUGGCAGAUUGAGAUGAACGGAGUUGAAGUUGGCAACCAGCUGACUCUCUGCAAAUCCGCUUGCCAGGCAAUUGUUGACACUGGAACGUCCCUGAUCGUAGGCCCUGCGGAGGAAGUCAGAGCGCUGCAACGAGCUAUCGGAGCCCUACCGCUGCUGAUGGGAGAGUACUUUAUUGACUGUAAGAAGAUCCCAUCUCUCCCAGUCAUCUCCUUCAACAUCGGAGGGAAGAUGUUGAACCUGACUGGAGAGGAUUAUGUCUGGAAGGAAUCUCAGAUGGGCGUAUCAAUCUGCCUGUCAGGCUUCAUGGCCAUGGAUAUCCCGCCUCCUGCAGGGCCCCUGUGGAUCCUGGGAGAUGUAUUCAUUGGGAAGUACUACACUGUAUUCGACAGGGACGCCGAUCGUGUGGGGUUUGCGCCUGCCAACUAGUCUACUGAACACUGUUUGUAUAAAAUAUGUUGCACUUGUCAUUUGUAGUGGUUAUUUGACUUUAAACAUCAAGCCAAGCAAAACCAAAUUUCAUCAGCAACCUUGAAUUAUUUUGAUUUGCACCAAGCAAAAGCAUUUAACAGCUUCAUAUCACUGCAAGGCCUGGCUUGCCACAUAAAUAUCUCACAUCUGCUUAUGAGGUUUACCAGAAGCUGGUUUUCAAAGAGCAAGUAUGGCUGCUAUGUUAAUAGCUAUUUACAGACAUUUACCAACUGUGACUGACAUCGAGUGUAGAUGUUUGCUGCCACAGAACAAAGGGACUGCUUCACUGAUUUCUUGCACCUGCCUGAGAUAAAACUAUGCAUUUUGAUGUAUGUAUGCAUUUAUUUUGUCAUUGACAUGCUUUGGGGGAAGAAAUGCACCUCAAUUUUGUUUUUGUUUCAUUCCCAGAAACUGAAACGCAUUUCUAGUGUUUCAUAAUCAAUGUUAUAAUUAAGAGCUACUUUUGUACACUGAAGGUAUUCUCAGGAUGUUUCUUUUAAUACGUGAAUUUUAUUACCAAAGUCACUAAUUAAAAUUUGAUAGAAAUAACGCUUGUGUCAAAUGGCAUCCAAAUUUGGAUGGAGGGGUUUAGAAUAUAACCUACCAUAGAAUUCAAACUGCAUGCUUCCUUACAACAUAAACAUAAACAACAUACACAAAGAUGAACCUACAGAAUGUCAUUUGUAACAUUUAAUGAAGUAUACAAAGUGCUGCACCGUUCAACUCCAGAGCUGAACUACAAAAAGAAAAGCUGGGGGAAAACACACAGCAUGCAACACAUGGCCAGUAUGCUCUCCACAAGGUAGAGGUAGAGAUCUACUUUAGGUUUUGUUUUACAAUAACAAACAUGGCACAGUGACUCCCCUCUCACCAGCACAGUAGUCAUUUGUAGCAUAAACUAGGUCUGAAAAGGAAGACGCUUAAUAUGCGCGCAAAAGACGAUCUACUGUGGAUUCAUUUUAUAUUGGUACAUCCAGAACAAAGCGCUUGAUGAAGCACAACAAGUGAUACUUUACAUGUUGAAUUGAAUCGAUGCAAAUAAAUAUCUGGCUGUUUUUGGUUACAAAUGUACAAUAAAUACAAAAAUAUU
This is a messenger RNA of Micropterus salmoides (largemouth bass), 2428 nucleotides long. It is a transcript of the gene napsa, whose product is annotated as napsin A aspartic peptidase. Gene Ontology annotation, molecular function: aspartic-type endopeptidase activity. NCBI's taxonomy places the organism in Eukaryota, Metazoa, Chordata, Actinopteri, Centrarchiformes, Centrarchidae. Gene Ontology annotation, cellular component: lysosome. Bases 103 to 1296 code for a protein of 397 amino acids. The record is from RefSeq and is a predicted model, not a curated record. The transcript has 9 exons. Gene Ontology annotation, biological process: proteolysis.